AUGGUAAUAAAUAAUAUUAUCGAUGAAGAAAAUGAAAAAUCAAUACAUACAGAAAUUAAAUGUUUAAAAAGAAAGAAUGAAAAAAAAAAAAUUACCAAACUAAAUUGUGAUAUAACAAAUUCAAAUAAUAAAGAAUUUUUUUAUAAUAAUGAAAAUAAAAAAUUUCAAAAGAAGAAUCAUUUGUUAUUAUAUAAGGAACAUGUAAUAAACCAUCAAAAUAAUGUUAAAUGUAUAAAUAUGGAGAACAACGUAAGUAAUAAUGAUUUAUAUAUUCCAGAUCAAGAUAACUGGGUACAAUGUGAUUUGUGUGAAAAAUGGAGACGCUUACCACAAAAUAUAAAUAUGGAAAACUUACCAAAAGUAUGGUACUGUAAAUUAAAUAACGAUGUAAGAUAUAAUUCUUGUGAUAUACAAGAAGAAGUAGUUGUUCCAUAUAAUUAUGAUGUAAAUAAAAUUACUGAUAAAAAUACAAUCUCUUUUAAUAAUAACAAUAAUAACAAUAACAAUGAUUUUAUAAAAAAUGAUUGUUCUUACAAUAUUAUUAAUCCUCAUAAUAUUACAAAUUGUAAUAAUAGUAAUAACAAUAAUAAUACUGUUUCCCUUAAUACAGAUACCUUAUUAUAUAAGGAUACUAAUUUAUCACAACAAAAUGUUAAAGAUUCUAUUUAUUAUAUAAAUAAUGAAAAUAAAAAUAUUAUAUGCAAUACACAGCAUAAUCCCAUCUCUAAUAAUAAUUUACAUUUUCCCUUAAGAAAUGAAUCAGUUUCAUCCUUUUGUCAUAUAAAGGAGGUGCUUACACAUAAUAAAGACAAUAAACAAAAUAAUAAUGAGAACAUUUUAACAAACGAAAUUAAAAAAGAAGAAAACAAGGAAAAGAAAAAACAAACCAAAAAAAAUAAGCAAAUGUUGCAUAAUGAAGAAGGUGAGCAAAUUAUACACAAUGAUGAUUUGCAUUCACUAAGCAGAGAAAAAAAGAAAAAUAAAGAUACCUAUGAAAAUAUGAAAUAUAAAAAUAUCAUAAAAAAAAAUAUAAAAAAGGAAAGUAUAAAUAAUCCUAUUAUUUAUGAUUUAAAGCAAACUCCCAAUACACACCAAAAUAACAAUAGUAAUAAUAAUAAUAAUAUUAGUCAUGAUAAUAAUGGUUAUAAUAAUUCACAAGACGUGUACAAAAAUGAUUCCCUUGUGAAAAAAACAAAGAACGAUAAAAAUUCAAACCAAGAUAAUGCACCAGAAAUUGAUGAUAACGAAUGUGAAAAUUUACCUGAACGACCAAACAGCCAUUUUCAUAAUAUAAAUUUGCAAAAAAGAAAUUGUAAAACGAAAAAAAGAAAAACGAAUAAUUGUUUAUUCAAAAAAUAUAAUAGUGAUGGAGAUUUGUAUGAAAAAUCACAAAAAAGUUUAAAACAAUUUAAUAAAACUAUUAUGAGUGAUACAGAUAUGAAUUCAAAGGAUAAUGUUAAAAAGUUCAAAAAUUUUUUUAAUAAAAAAAAUAUGAACAAGUCAGGUCCUUUUUAUUCGUACAUGCAUUUUAUCGUUAAUUCCAAUUUAAAACAAAAAAAAAAAAAAGAGGAGUGUCCUUUGCUGAAUGAGAAAAAAAAUAAAAAGAAAAUAAAGGAAAAUGAGAACAAAAAUGAAACUGGGAAAGAAGAGGAACAGAAAAACGAAGAUGAAAAUGAAAACACAAAUGGAAUUAUGAAUAAUGCCCACAAUAUGGACACGGAAAAACGUAAUGUGAAAAGUGGUAAAAAAAAGAAAAAAGAAAGUACGACAUUUGUGAUAAAUAAUAUGUAUACUAAAACUAAUAAUGAGGAAGAACAGAAAGUGGAUGACAUUAAAAAUUUGGAGGCAUUACACAUGGAUCAAAUGAAAAACAUCAAGAGGAAAAAGAGCCAAACAAAUAAUAAAAAUAAAGAAAGUAUAAAAAUGAAAAAUGAAAAGGAUAAUGGGAAAAAUAAUAAUGAUGAAAUGGUUAAUUAUGUGGAGUAUAAUACAAAUAGUUUAAAAUAUAACAACAAUAGUAAUGAUGAUAAUAAUAAUCAUUACAAUAAUGAUAAUAAUAAUGAUAAUAAUAAUGAUUACAAUAAUGAUUACAAUAAUGAUAAUAAUUCAAAUGGACAAAUGAAUUAUUUAUAUGAAGAUAUUCAUAUGACAGAUAGCCAAAUAAUCAAACAAAAUAAUAUGAACAUGUCAGGAAGUUUUUCAAAUUUAAAAAAAAAAAAAAGUUCUGAUAUAUUAUUAAAUAAUAGUAUAAUUAAUAAUGUGGAUAAUACCAUCCAUACAAAUAAUGUACCUAUUAAUAAUACUGUUCCCGUUGUAGUUAACUGGGUACAGUGUGAAUUAUGUAAGAAGUGGAGAAAAAUUGAUGCUCAUAUUAAUAUAAGUUUAUUACCAGAAAAAUGGUAUUGUUCUUUAAAUUUUUGGAAUGCUUAUAAUAAUUGUGAUAUGGAAGAAGAAAUAUAUGUUGAAGAAACCGUUAAUUUGGAAACACUUCAACAUGUAAAAAAUAAUGAGAAUUUAAAAAGCAUACAAAAUGUACAUAAUAAAAGUAACACAAAUCAACAAAAGAAUGGAGGAAUGGGUUCACAAAAUAAUUUGAAAAUUCAAAAAAAAGUAAAAAGCGGAAAAAAUAGUGUAGCAACAAAUUACAUGAAUAAUAUGAAUAUUUCUACAAAACAUGCUGUAGAAAAAUCAAAAAAUGAUUGUAAGCAUAGGGUUAAUAAAAAAUCAAAUAAGCAUAGUAUGAUGAUUAAUGAAAAUAAAUAUGAACUGGAUGAAAAGGAUAUUAAAAUAUUUAAUGAAUUAAAUAAGAAAUAUUCUAAAAUAGAUAUUUUAAAUAUAAUAUUCAAUAAUUUGCAGAAUGAUAAUGAUGAAAUAAAAAGAAAUGAUUUAAUAAAUGAAUUUUUUACAAGUUCAGAUACUUUACCAUUAAAUCAAAAUAAUGACUGUGGUGGUAAUAAAUUAACAUUAGAUGAAUUAUUGAGUACUCCAAUAAGUGAAAAUUAUUUAUCACAUAUAAAUUAUGAUAUGAAUAAUAAGAAUAUAUCUAAUAAUAAUAUAAAUAAUUCAUGUAAUGAUGAAGAUAAAGAAGUAACGUAUGAUGAGAAGAAUGUUAUGAAUAAUGAUAAUGAGAUGUUUUACAGAAAUAUUCUUUCAUCUUCAUGGGCAUCUCAUAAUAACAAUGGAUUAUUACAGUCGUUAGAUGGUAUGUUAAAAAAAAAUUGUUUUUCAAAUGAAAAUUAUAAUAUAUUAAAUGAAAAGAAUGAAACGCAUGAUCAAAAUGGAAAGUAUAUAUUCCAUCCUAAUAUAAAUACAAAUAAUAUAAAUAAUAAUAAUAUAAAUAAUAAUAAUAUAAAUAAUAAUAAUAUAAAUAAUAAUAAUACAAAUAAUAUUAAUAGUAAUAAUAAUAUUUAUGGUAAUAAUAAUAUUUAUAGUAAUAAUAAUAUUUAUAGUAAUAAUAAUAUUUAUAGUAAUAAUAAUCCGUGUUAUAUGGAUUUAUUAAAGAAUAGUAAAUUUAAAUAUUUUUUGAAUUAUGAAAAUAUUCAUAAAAUGUUUGAUACUUUGCCUAAAUAUAACUAUACAGCUUCUGAUGAAGAUAAUAAAAAUAUAUCAAAUCAUAUUAAUUUAAAAUAUAAAAAUUUAUUUUACAAUAAUUCACGAGCAUGUGUUAAGAACGAUAUCACAAAUUCUUUGAGAAGAAGAUAUUAUUCAUGCAGUCGUUUUGAUAAAGGUAUAUAUAAUGACCAUCAUAUUGAUGAGGAGAACAGGCAAAGAAAUUAUUUAUCAGAUAGUGUUUUAAAAAUAAGAAAGUACAAAAAAAAAUUAAUUCAUGUUAAACGUGAAUAUAUAUUUAAGAUAAACAAAUUGAAAAAAUUAUUACAUAGUGAAGUGGAUGAUAAUAUAAAUGAGGACGAUAAAAAUCAAACCAUUUAUGAAAAAGAAAAUAAUAUAAGUGAGUGUAUAAAAAAUUGUAGUACAGACAUUUUUCCAGAUAUUGAAAAUAAGGUAGGUGAAGAAAGAGAAUUUUAUUCAUUCGAUGAAUGCAUACUUCAAAAUGAUCCGUUUAAAUAUGUAAAUUAUAUAAGCAAGUUAAAUACAUGUAUAGAUACAUAUAAUACAGAUGAUCAUAAAAUUAUGGAUACUGUUAAUAAUGUGUUCAAUGAAAAGAAUCUAAUAAAUGAUGAUAAGUUGUUAAAUCAUCAAAAUGGAGAUAAUAUUUACCAUGAAUUAUUUAACAAAAUAAAAAGUGAAGACUAUAAAGGUAAUGUAAUAAAUGAACAGCUAAAGGAAAUAAUUCCCAAGGAAUCAAAUUCAUGUCAACAUGAAAAUAUAAAUAUUAUGGGCGAACGAAAUAACAAUAUUGACGAAAAAAUAAAUAUUAUGGGCGAACAAAAUAACAAUAUUGAUGAAAAAAUAAAUAUUAUGGGCGAACAAAAUAACAAUAUUGACGAAAAAAUAAAUAUUAUGGACGAACAAAAUAACAAUAUUGACGAAAAAAUAAAUAUUAUGGACGAACAAAAUAACAUUAUUGACGAACAAAAUAACAUUAUUAACGAACAAAAUAACAUUAUUGACGAACAAAAUAACAAUAUUGUUAAUAAUACAUACGACGAUAUGAACACAUUUUUUGAUAACUUCCAUUUUGAAAAAGAUAAUAAUGAAAAUUUAUAUGAUGAUAAUAUAAUAAACAAUGAUAAUAAUGACAGUGAAAUUUCUAAUAAUUUAUUAUAUAAAAAGAAUUAUGAACUGUUUGAAAAUAGCUUGAAAAUGUUUAUUUUGAAUGAUGAAAUGUUUCAUAAUAUAAAUAACAAUAAUAAUAAUAAUAAUAAUUAUUAUUAUUAUAAUAAUUUUCAUUAUAAUUAUGGUUAUUGUGGAGAUGAUGAAUACCCAAUAAACUUUAAUCAUGAUAAAAAUGAAGUGGUUAAUUUAAAAUAUGAUAACUAUUUAAAUAAAAGUAAUAUUUAUGAAGGAAAUAAUAUAUCCAACAAAGAAGAAAAUACAAACUAUCUAAGCAAAUCUAUGGGACAUAUGAAUUCGUUUUUUACUUCGUCAUGUAUAUUAGAAACAUUGAAUAAUUAUUAUAUAAAUAAUAUUUUAAGGGAUGAUCAACCAAAUAACAAUUUUAUAAAUAAUAGUAUGAGUACAAAAGAUGAAAUAAAAAAAAGGAACAAAUCUGUAUUUUUAAAAAGUGAAGAUAAUAAAUUAAGUAUGGAUGAUUAUAUUAAAAUAAGGAAAUAUUUAAGUUUUUUAAACAUGGAUGAUAUGUCUUACCAACACAAUAUGGGUAGUGAUCAAAAUGAUCAAUAUGAUCAAAAUGAUCAAAAUUAUCAAAAUUAUGAAUAUCAUGAAAAGGAUGAGGAGUAUGAUGAAAAUUAUACAUAUGAUGAAAACAAUAAGGCUAAUUAUAGCGCUGAUUUUAAUAACAAUAUGUAUGAUGAUAAACAUCCAAGUUACAAUUUUAACAAGGAUUUCUCUUUAUUAAACAAUGUAACACUUACAAAUUUUGCUCCUCUUGACAAAUCAUUGAGUGGUCUUCAAGAAUCAAACGUGAAAGAAAAAACAAGAAAUAGUUAUAGCAAUUCAAAUAACAAAAAAGAGAAACAUAUUUAUCUUGAUGAAAAAAAUAAUAAAAAAAAUAUAAAAUUGAAUAACCCUAAAAAGUCGUUUUUAAAAGGUGGUGUUUUAUUAAAUAGAAGUGAUAGUUUCAUAAAGAAAGGUACAAAAAAUGUUUUGUAUAAUAAUAAAAAUAAUAAAAUAGAAAACUUUGUUAAUAAUGUUUAUGAACUUGAUACUGUAAGUAGUGUAUUACCAAGGGAAGCUUCAUUUAAUUUAAAUAAUAAGAAGGAUAACAGGGAAAGAAAAAAAGAUAAGAAAGAUAAAGAAAAAGAAGAUGUAAUAAUAAUAAAAGAUACAAAAAACAUGGAAGAAGAAAAUGAAUAUAUAUCUUUUAAUGUAUGUUAUGAUGAUAGUAUAAAUAAUAUUAAAGAAUUAAUUAAAAAUAGAAGUAGUCACCAAAAAAAUAGUGUUGAUAUGUACAAUGGGAAAUUGAUCUUAUCAAAUAAUAAUAUUAAUGGUAAUAAUAAUAAUAAUAAUAGUAAUAAUAAUAGUAAUAAUAAUAGUAAUAAUAAUAGUAAUAAUAAUAAUAAUAAUAGUAAUAAUAAUAAUAGUAAUAAAAGUAAUAGUAAUAAUAUUUAUAGCCAUAGUAAUAAAAUUAAUCAUAAUAAUAACGCUCUUGGUAACAACGUGAAAAACAAGACUCAUAUUUAUGAACCACCAUCUUCAUCAUGUGUCAAAGAAGAUAAUGAUAAUAAUAAUCAAAUUAAAAUAACAAUAUUAAAUACAAACAAAUUGAAAAAGCAUAUCUUAAGUAGUAGAGUGAUUAUGUACUCCAAAGGAGCUUCCUUAGUAUAUAAUGUGGAUGAAAUAAAUAAAAAUAGUAUUUAUUUCUAUAAUAAUGAAGAAGAAGUUUAUUUAACGAAAGGAAAACAAAAACAUGAUGAUAUAAAUAAAGAUCAACAUAAUGAAAUAGAAAGUAAUAAUAUAUAUAUUAAUUAUGCAAAUAAUAUUAAUUUUAAUGAAAAGGAUGAGUAUCAUAAAAAUAACGAUGAUAAAAAUAGUACUUAUGAUGAUAAUACCACUGAAGGAGGGAAAACGAAAAAAAUUGGUACCUCCGUUUUUAAUUAUGAUUAUAAAAAAAUGAUCCAUGAAAUAAGUCUCUUCAAUAGUAAUAUUAAAAAACAAAUACCACAUAUAAAAUAUAAGUUCAAGAAAUAUAUUGAUACACCUCCAGAGAAAAAAAAAGUCUCCACGAAAAAAAUAAAUCAACGAUGUCAAAAAAACGAAAAAAGAAAAAUGUCUUCAAGAAUCAUAAAUAGUCCCCAAUUUAACGCAAAUGAUUGUAAUAUAAAUAAUAUAUUGAAUGAUCACAUACAUAAUGAUACUAUAAAGAAUAAUAUUACGAAUAAGGAACAAGAGAAACAUAUCCUAAAUAAUAUAAAAAAAAAAAUUGAAAAACGUUCAAAUGACCAGCAUGUCAAUAACAUAAAUAGGAAUAAUACGGAUGAUAAUUACGCUGAUAUUAUAAAAAAGGUUGAACAAAAUAUUGGUGUAUCCAAAAAUAAAAAUAAAAAUAAACAAGUCAUAUGUAAAAAUGUUAUAAAAAAGGAAAAUGACGAUCAUGUUGUGGAUGUUAACAAUGAUGAUACGGUUGCUGAUAAAAAUAUAACUAUUGAAAAAAAUGAAAAAUUCUUAAAAAAAAAAAAUAGCAGUUCAAAAUAUAGGAUACAUAAUAAUAACAAAGAAAAGGAAGAAAAGGUAGAAAAGGAAAAAAAGGAAGAAAAGGUAGAAAAGGAAAAAAAGGAAGAAAACAAAUUAAAUGAUAAUUUAAGUGAAACUUACCAUGUUAAUAAUACACAUCAACUUUUUAACACUCCAAAGUUUAAUACAAAAAAAGAUAUGUCGAAUAAUGAACAAGUUCAUGAUGAAUAUAAAAAUAAUACAAAUAACAAAAAAAAAAAAACGUUAUUAAAAAAUAUGGACAACAAAAAAAAUAACUUGUCAGAAAUAAAGGAUGUACAUAAGGAAAUAAAAAAGAAAGAUAUAUCACAUAUAAAGGAUAAAAAUAAAAAACGUACUCUUAAAAAUAACAAUGAUGUUAAUAAAGAUGAUCAAUAUGAUGAUGAUAAUAAAAAUAAAGAUGAUCAAUGUGAUGACGAUAAUAAAAAUAAAGAUGAUCAAUAUGAUGAUGAUAAUAAAAAUAAAGAUGAUCAAUAUGAUGAUGAUAAUAAAAAUAAAGAUGAUCAAUAUGAUGAUAAUAAAAAUAAAGAUGAUCAAUAUGAUGAUGAUAAUAAAAAUAAAGAUGAUCAAUAUGAUGACGAUAAUAAAAAUAAAGAUGAUCAAUAUGAUGAUGAUAAUAAAAAUAAAGAUGAUCAUAAUGAUGAUGAUAAUAAAAACAAAGAUGAUCAUGAUGAUAAUAACAAUAAUAGUGAUCAUGUGAUAUAUAAGGCUUCUUCCCAACUCAAAAAAAGAAAAACGUACCAAGAAGAAGAUGGAAAAAAAAAUGAUGAUGCUGAUUAUGAUGAAGGUCUUUUUUAUGACAGUGUUAUUUCUCAUAAGUUACCAAAUUCAUCAUCCAAAAAAUAUAAAAGGGAUAACCGCAAUUUUGAAGAUGAUAAUAAGGAAAACGAUCUAAAUUAUGCACUUAAUGUUAACAACGAACAUACUGAAGAAAAUUAUAAAACUCAAGCCAUUCAUAAUAAUAAUAAUAAUAAUAAUAAUAAUAAUAAUAAUAAUAAUUGUUAUGACGACGAAAAGGAAAACAAAGACGAUAAUGAUUUUGAUGAAAAAACAAGUUUGAAUAAAUCUUUUGUUAAAGAAUUGGAAUGCUUAAAUCAAAAAGAAGGGGAACGAAAAAAUAGCAUGAACGAAUCAAAGGAUAUGGAUAUUAUUCAAGAGGAGAAGGUGAAACAUGCUGACGCUUCAAAAAAUAAUGACAAUAAUAGUGAGCUCAAUAAUAGUGAGCUCAACAAUAGUGAGCUCAACAAUAGUGAUUAUUCAUAUAAAUAUGAUAAGGAAAGAGAAAGUAUACAAAGUAUUAUGGCACAAAGAAAAAAAUAUGAUAAUGAUGAUGAACUUAUGUCACAUAAAGACAUACAAGAUGAAUACUAUUAUGAAAAAAGGAAAAUGGGUAGUGCUAGCCAUAAAAGGAAAGUAUUUUAUCAUGGUAUACAUAAGGAAAAUUUGCUUAAAGGGGAAAAUGAAUUUAUUGGAAAUAAGGAUAGGAGAAGUAGUUUAGAAGAAGCAAAAGAUGAGGAGAGAUAUAUGAAACAAAGAUAUGAUUUUAAAUGUGAUGGUAGUAGCAAGUAUGGAGGUAGUAGUAAAUAUUACGAUAGUAUUCAUGAUGGUAGUAAAUAUUAUGACAGUGUGCAUGAUAACAAUAGUAUGUAUAACAAUAUAAAUAAUAUAUCGAGUAAAAACAAAAAAAAAAAUAUAAAUGAUAAAAAUUAUAAUUCUAUGUAUGAUACUUGUAAUAAUAGUAUAAAUUUUGAAAAAGAUCAUGAUGACAAUUCGAGUGUGUCAUCCAAAAUGUAUUAUUUAUUAAAAGAUAAAGAAAAAAAAAAAAAAAGUACAGAAGAUCCGAAUAGUCAAAAUGAUCAUAUGUAUACUAGUAAUACAUACAAAAAUAAUAAAUAUGAUCAUCAUUCAUAUCACUAUGAAAAAAAGUAUCAUGAAGAAAAAAUUAGGAGAAAAGAUAAUAAAGGAUUUGAAGGGGAUAGUAAAAGAUGUAGUGAAUUAAACAAAAAUCAGGAACAUACAUAUAACACAGUACAAAAGAGAAAUAAUCAAGAUUAUAAUAAAAUUCAUUAUGAUAAGUAUGACAAAUGUGACAAAUAUGAAAAGUAUGGAAAAUAUGAUAAAUAUGGAAAAUAUGAAAAAUAUGGAAAAUAUGAUAAAUAUGAAAAAUAUGACAGAUACAAUAAAUAUUACAAAUAUAAUUACAAUGAUGAAAAUAAAAAAAGAAGUUUUAUGGUAGGAGACAAUACAUAUAAAAACCCAAGGAACAGUUUUCAUGAUGAAGAAAAAUAUUCACAUUAUGAAAAAAACACUAUACAUGAUAGUAAUGCAAGGAUAUAUGAAAGAAGGAAAACAAGUAUUUUUAGUAAUAAAUAUGAAAAACCAUAUUAUAAAAAAAGUGUCGAUGAAAAGGACAAAGAUGAUUAUCAUAUAUAUAAUAAUGAUAGAUAUGUUGACAAAUAUGUUGACAAAUAUGAUGACAAAUAUGAUGACAAAUAUGAUGACAAAUAUGAUGACAAAUAUGAUACAUAUGAUGACAAAUAUGUUGACAAAUAUAAUUAUAAUGAAGAGAAUGAAUCACAUAGAGACGAAGAAUUUUAUUAUAAAAAAAAUAAAGAUCAGUAUGAAAGAGAACAUAAAUAUGUCCAUCAUCAUAAUAAUUAUAAUCCUUAUAAAAAAGAGAAAUAUCAUAUAUAUACAAAUAAAAAACUUAUAAACAAAAAUUAUUAUUCUUAUAGAAAUAGUCAAGAUAAAGUUGAUAUACAAAAUAAAAAUGAAUAUAUUAACAAUAAUAUAAAAUAUAGUAAAAGAAAAGAUUCAGAUUUCUUUAAAAAAAAUUACAGGAAUUCAUAUAAGCAUCAUCCAUAUGAUUAUAAAUAUAAUCAAGAAACAAAUAAUAAAUACCAAGGACCCCACAAAAGGAAAAGUCACCUUUUUACAAAUGAUUAA
This is a messenger RNA of Plasmodium reichenowi, 10239 nucleotides long. Its product is annotated as zinc finger protein, putative. The record is from RefSeq and is a predicted model, not a curated record. Gene Ontology annotation, molecular function: zinc ion binding. NCBI's taxonomy places the organism in Eukaryota, Apicomplexa, Aconoidasida, Haemosporida, Plasmodiidae. Bases 1 to 10239 code for a protein of 3412 amino acids. The transcript has a single exon.